Molecule: messenger RNA, 2850 nt
Organism: Vicugna pacos (alpaca)
Lineage: Eukaryota; Metazoa; Chordata; Mammalia; Artiodactyla; Camelidae
Source: RefSeq, a predicted model, not a curated record
ACUCCCCACUGAGGCGAGCGGACGUGUUACUGAAGUAGAGCGAACUCCUGAGGCGGGCUGGCUGCGCCUAGGAAGCAGUCCGGAAGGCCCAUGUGUUUCUUGAAGGAGAAGCGUUUAGCGGUGAACGUGGAGAGACUUGUUUUCUGAGGAACUGUGAUUUUUGAAGAGCGAAGCACCACUCUUGCCCUCUUCCAAAAUGGCGACGCAGCUUUUCUGAGUGUCUUACUUCCGCUCGCCCACCGGGGUGGUACUCUUUGAUUGGCCAGGGACGGCGCCGUGGCGUGACGCACGGGGGAGCUGACCAAUCGGCUGAGAGCUGAGCUGGACUUAGCGUUAGGAGCCGGAGCCGGGUUCUUAACAGCAGUGGGGCCAGGUGAGCGGCUCCGGCCAGGUGAGUGGGGUCAGACAAUGGCAACCUAUCUGGAGUUCAUUCAGCAGAACGAAGAACGCGAUGGCGUGCGUUUUAGUUGGAAUGUGUGGCCGUCCAGCCGUCUCGAGGCCACAAGGAUGGUUGUUCCCCUGGCUUGUCUCCUCACUCCUUUGAAAGAACGUCCAGACCUGCCUCCCGUGCAGUAUGAACCUGUGCUCUGCAGCAGGCCAACAUGCAAAGCCAUUCUCAACCCACUUUGUCAGGUUGACUAUCGAGCAAGACUUUGGGCCUGUAAUUUCUGUUUCCAAAGAAAUCAGUUCCCCCCAGCGUACGCAGGCAUAUCCGAGGUGAAUCAGCCUGCUGAACUCAUGCCGCAGUUUUCUACAAUCGAGUACGUUGUUCAGCGGGGUCCUCAGUGCCCUCUGAUCUUCCUCUACGUGGUCGACACGUGCCUGGAAGAGGAUGACCUUCAAGCACUCAAAGAAUCCCUGCAAAUGUCCCUGAGUCUCCUUCCUCCGGACUCUCUGGUGGGUCUGAUCACGUUUGGGAGGAUGGUGCAGGUGCACGAACUCAGCUGCGAAGGAAUCUCCAAGAGCUACGUCUUCCGGGGCACCAAGGAUUUAACUGCAAAGCAGAUACAGGAUAUGCUGGGCCUGACCAAGCCCACCGUGCCUGUGCAGCCGGCGCGACCUGCUCAGCCGCACGAGCAGCCUUUCGUCUCCAGCAGAUUUCUGCAGCCCGUGCACAAGAUCGACAUGAACCUCACAGAUCUUCUCGGGGAGCUGCAGAGGGACCCGUGGCCCGUACCUCAGGGGAAGAGGCCUCUGCGGUCCACCGGUGUGGCCGUGUCCAUUGCUGUCGGCUUGCUGGAGGGCACUUUCCCAAACACGGGCGCCCGGAUUAUGCUGUUUAUGGGGGGUCCCCCCACCCAAGGGCCUGGCAUGGUGGUUGGAGAUGAGUUAAAGGUCCCCAUCCGUUCCUGGCACGAUAUUGAGAAAGAUAACGCACGCUUCAUGAAGAAGGCGACCAAGCACUACGAGAUGCUUGCUAACCGAGCAGCUGCGAACGGUCACUGCAUUGAUAUUUACGCCUGUGCCCUUGAUCAGACUGGCCUUUUGGAGAUGAAGUGUUGCACAAAUCUUACUGGAGGCUACAUGGUGAUGGGAGAUUCAUUCAACACUUCUCUCUUCAAGCAGACAUUCCAAAGAAUUUUUAGUAAAGAUUUUAAUGGACAUUUCCGAAUGGCAUUUGGUGCUGCUUUGGAAGUAAAGACCUCGCGGGAACUGAAGAUCGCGGGAGCCAUCGGGCCAUGUGUAUCUCUGAACGUGAAAGGGCCGUGUGUGUCAGAAAACGAGCUUGGUGUGGGUGGCACGAGUCAGUGGAAAAUCUGUGGCCUGGACCCCACCUCUACACUCGGCAUCUACUUCGAAGUGGUCAGUCAGCACAACGCCCCGAUCCCGCAGGGAGGCCGAGGCGCAGUCCAGUUCGUCACGCACUACCAGCACUCCAGCACCCAGAGGCGCAUCCGCGUCACCACUGUCGCCCGCAAUUGGGCAGAUGCACAGAGUCAGCUCAAGCACAUCGAGGCAGCGUUUGACCAGGAGGCCGCAGCGGUCUUGAUGGCGCGGCUGGGGGUGUUCCGAGCGGAGUCGGAGGAGGGCCCGGACGUGCUCCGGUGGCUGGACCGACAGCUCAUCCGACUGUGUCAGAAGUUUGGACAGUAUAACAAAGAAGACCCCACUUCCUUUAGGUUAUCAGAUUCCUUCUCUCUUUAUCCUCAGUUCAUGUUCCACCUUAGAAGAUCUCCGUUUCUUCAAGUGUUCAACAACAGCCCCGAUGAGUCGUCGUGUUACCGCCACCACUUUGCGCGGCAGGACCUCACCCAGUCGCUCAUCAUGAUCCAGCCCAUCCUCUACUCCUACUCCUUCCACGGGCCUCCAGAGCCGGUGCUCUUGGACAGCAGCAGCAUUCUGCCUGACAGAAUCUUGCUGAUGGAUACCUUCUUCCAGAUCGUCAUUUAUCUUGGUGAGACCAUAGCCCAGUGGCAGAAAGCUGGGUACCAGGACAUGCCUGAGUACGAAAACUUCAAGCACCUUCUGCAGGCGCCACUGGAUGAUGCUCAAGAAAUUCUGCAGGCGCGCUUCCCAAUGCCACGUUACAUCAACACGGAGCACGGAGGCAGUCAGGCUCGAUUCCUUCUGUCCAAAGUGAACCCAUCUCAGACACACAAUAACCUGUAUGCUUGGGGACAGGAGACGGGAGCACCCAUCCUAACUGAUGACGUCAGUCUGCAGGUGUUCAUGGAUCAUUUGAAGAAACUGGCUGUCUCCAGCGCCUGCUGAGGGCGGAUGUGAGCAGCAGGCGGAAGAAAGCCCUGUCGUCUUGUGUUCGCGGUGGUCUCUACAGGCUUAGCAUUCCUUUUAAUCUUCUCAUGGAUUUUAAUAAAUAAUCAAAGGAAGUGUUGUGUAACUCUUCAGAUU